Messenger RNA from Acanthaster planci (crown-of-thorns starfish), 5108 nucleotides. Its product is annotated as muscarinic acetylcholine receptor M2-like. Gene Ontology annotation, cellular component: plasma membrane. The record is from RefSeq and is a predicted model, not a curated record. Gene Ontology annotation, biological process: G protein-coupled receptor signaling pathway. Lineage: Eukaryota; Metazoa; Echinodermata; Asteroidea; Valvatida; Acanthasteridae. Gene Ontology annotation, molecular function: dopamine neurotransmitter receptor activity, coupled via Gi/Go; G protein-coupled receptor activity.
UGUUAUCUCGGUAUUUCAGCAUUGCCACUCGUGCAUUCAGGUACCUCUUAAUUUGGAGACACAUUUUGUUUGCGCAAAAACAAGUAACUAGUACUGAAUUUACACACAGGCCUGAUUACAAACUGUCUGUCCGAUGGAGACCACUGUAGAUGAGACACUGAUUACGACUGGCACGGAGACUAGUGUCGUCCAACAUGAGAUCGAAACAUUUGGAUGGCAAAAUGGCAGUGUUUUGUUGUUGAGUAGCACUGUCUCUUCCACCGACGGAUUUCCUUAUACUGAACAUAGCAACGACAAUUAUGACCAUCACACUAAUUCCAGUAUGCGAGCGAAUUUGUCGACCGAUUACCCUACGAUUCUACCUGAACCACACGAAAUCCCGCCAUAUCUCGUUCUCAAAAUUGUCCUCUGUACAGUCUUUCUCCUGGCAACAUUCUUCGGCAAUGCCUUAGUUCUCUACGCCUUUUUCACUACGAAGAAGCUGCGGACGUACACCAACUAUUACAUCGUGGGUUUGGCGUUGUCCGACUUGGUCAGUGGUGGCAUCCUUCCUUUACUGGAGAAUAUUCUUUGGUUUCUCGGUUAUUGGCCAUUCAGCGAGGGUAUAUGUGCUGCUGUCAUGUACUUAGUUCACGUUUUCCUUGAAAUUACGUUCUUGAUGACUUUGGUUAUCUGCUUCGACAGAUUCCGCGCUCUGUACAUGCCACUUAAACACUUAAAGGAGAAAACGCUAAGGCACGCGUGUUUCAUGAUAUCCUUGGCCUACGUCAUACCACUGUUUAUUUGGACGCCUUUGAUCAUUAUUUUUCCGUAUACUGGACUCACAGUGCGGAUACGACCACCAAUAUGCCAAGGAUCCUAUGGUGAUCAUCCUCCCUUGCUGAUAAUAGCGAUUCUGGCCUUGUCUUGGAUCCCAAUGGCGAUCACCAUACUCCUGUACGCCCUUGUCUACAGCGCUGUCAUCCGCAAAGGUAUCAACAGGAAACGUGGUAUCGGUGAAGAGGUAAGCUCAGACUUCAGAUCCGAGCAGCCAGCAUCUCAGAGAGCGUGCAACAGUGGAGACGGGAAGCUUGGUGAAAAGAGUUAUCGUCUAAAUAAGGAACUCGCCUCGAAAGCUGAAACAACUGAGCAACCAACAGAUUCUGAACAGCCACCACCUAGAGAUGAGGUAUUCAGCAUAUCCGCUGGAAUGUCUGCAGGGCUCAACAACCCCGCUUACGAGCACACCGAGGAAGUUGACUAUCACCACAGUGACAACACUACUGCAAACAAGCCUGAUGUGACCACAGCAGCGACAGCGGCCACGACAUCGGGCAACUUGGGGAAACGGCCCGGCUUGUUGAUGCGUUCGAGGCUCUCUAAACGGGAACGUCACUUGGCCAAUCUUCGGGCGACUCGCACUUUAACGUACAUCCUGAUAACUACAGUGGCUACGGCAGCGCCUUGGUCCGUGUUUGCGUUUUGGGGAGCCGUUUCUCCGCAAACAUUUCCGAUUACAAAGAAUCCGCUCAGGUUCCUGGCGUGGCUGGCUCACCUGAGUAGCACAGUGAAUCCGAUCUGCUACGCCGUCUGCAACCCGCUUUUCAAGGAGGCUUUCCUGCGGAUACUCCGUUGCCAAAAACGCUCGCUGUCUCGAAGUUCAACGAUGAGGUCACAGAAUUCAAAGAAUGGAAGAUAAGAUAACAUAACUGGCGUAACCAAAAAGAGGGCUUGGGAACCGGGGCACGUAUGUUCGCUCCCAUGCUUUCGUGCACCACUUAGUUGAGAGUUAGCCCAUGCGCACUCGAUCAAUUUACUGUGGGUUUAUAGAGGCAGGCGACGUGGGACACCGUUUCAACUCUUCUUUCUGCGGAUGGAGACCAUAACAAUUUUUAACAAAAUACAAACAAAUAAAGUUCACGGAGAUAACCUGAUAACUAAAAUUGAUUUGACAACGUAUUGUACCAUCGUAUUAUGUGAACCCAGUUGAACAAAAUUUGAAACAAUUCUGAAAAAGUGAUUUAAAAAAAAAAACACGAUCAGAUUUGUAAGAAAAUACAACCAUGAUCUUUCCCAUUUUAAAAUCGCCUCUCCGAUAUAUCCAAGCAACACUUUUAUACGCCGUGUGACUUAAGACCUGAUAAAAGUAGUAUUUUCAUGUUAUUGCGAAUUGAAUAUUUUCCACGAGAAUCAUUUGUCCGUAGUAGUGCAUGUAUACGUGCGUUGAUGGAGUAGAUGUACAUGUAUACGUGCACAUGACAUGCAGACAUAAAUCAUGGCCGACCAUCAAUCAGUUCAAACUGAUCAAACUAACGAAAGACAAUUCGAAAUAGCGUAAACAUAACAUGGUGUCCUUUUUCGAACACUAUUUCAAUUACCAAGAUAAUGAGGUAUGUGUGAAAAACUGCAGAACAAUUCAAAAUGUCGAUUUCCAAAUAAAUUUUUUUACGUUCAGAAAUGUCACUUAUGAAAUAACUAGAAUACAAAAUGAAAUCUGAAGCCUGAUUAUAUCUCUCGGGUAUAAAUUCAGCGAACUUUUACACAGUGCAGAAGAUCUCUGCAGAUGGACUCUGGUGUAGUCGUUGCUGGCUAGCGUCGCCAUUUUAUCAAGAAACAGAAAGUUACUACGACGACUUUGCCGAAUUUUAGCGCAUGCGCAAAGUGACAGGGGUGAACAUAAUGUGGGGGGGGGGAGAAUAACGCGGGUAUAUGCUGAAGGGCUGUCUGCCCUUUAACCUCCCGCUCAAAAGUAAAAGAAAAAGUUGUGAAUGCUUUGAGACAGCGAAAUCUAGCUAUUGGCCCCUCCAGAGAAUGAGGGCGCAAUGUCCACCCCCUCACAAAUCGAGCUCCAGAUAUACCACUGAAUAUUAUGAGAAAUAAGCGACAUUUUCAGUUGGAACAAUUUUCUUAUACCUAACAAUCCUAACAAUGAGUCUGUAUCUUAAAACCCAAUCGGUGGUCAUACGUUUUGAGAAGAAAAGGGUGAUCUGACUCGUCAGAAUUUAUAUUAAACGAGAGUAAUUAUUUGGAACGGUACCAGUAUUCAAAAGUUCAUGACACAAUGGUAAAUAUAUAGUGAAGAUUCUCGAUCUCUUUUGGAGGGCCAUCUAAGUCACGAGUUAAACUACAUUUGCUAUGGGGAUUAAGUCUGGUAGCCUUGGUUCAAGCCAAGAGUGUUCAUCAGUCAGGAGGUCAAGGGAUAUCGAUGUUUCACUAUGGCAUAAUGUUUUGACGGUUGAGACCGGUUAACCUAGCGCAAAAGCGAAUGAAAACGCGAUUUCAUGGGGGCCAAUCAAAGUAAUAUUUGGGCUGGUAAUUCGUGAAAGUUGAACAUAUUUCAACUUGAGCGAAAUUUCGCGGCAAAUUUUUCAUGACAUCAAUUUCACUCCAUUUUCGCAUUCGCCUAAACUAUGAAUCGGUCUUAACACAAGGUGGUAGAUAUUUUUAUACACGAAUACUCUAAUUAGAUGAGCACUGGUUUGAUAAAUGCACAUCUUGAUUUUUGAAACCGAAAUGCACUUAACACUCACUGUCGAGCAUAACACAAAUCCCUUAUUAUGCACCAAAGCACCCGCAAUAGGCUUACGCGUGUUAUAGAAAAAACUUGUUCUCACAGAAAACAGCUGUUAUAUAACACAUUACGUACGUGAUGUCUAGUCUAUACCUGUCAUGUGGAUCAAUUAUAGCUCUUCAUUACUUCGCGUUCUUUACCAUUUUUUCCACCUACCGACACGGUAUCCCCCCUCGGUUUGGCAAAGCCAAAAUAUUUAACAAACUCGCCAUUAAAUUUUGAAGAACGAUUCACCCACUGAGCAUAAGACGACAUAUAAAAGUUUUAAAGAAAAAUCAAGGAGGUAGAAUCGGCGAAAUUAAUCAAACAUGCACCAGACAGAAAAUAUUGACACACCUGCUGUAAAAAACAAACAAAAAAACCCACUGUAUUAAUAUAUUCUAUUCACAGUGAGCGUGAUCGAAUGAAAAGCCACAUUUUGCGUGAGGAUAGUCGAGUUAUUCACACCCAAUAAAGGGUUCAUAAUUAGACAUUGGAUCGUUUAAGGAAUUGAGUCUCUGCUUAUUUAGCAUAUGGGUUUAUCAGACCUAUCUAGUUUCAGCGACGAUUUUGGCUGUAUAAUUAUAAGUCAAUAGAGCGUACGUUUACUUGCUGUACGAAGUAAAGCGUGGUAGGUGCAUCCGUGGUUGUAUACAGUCCUAUUCUUCUUAGCGUGGCUGUUAUGAUGUGCGUAAUUAUCAAAACCGAUGCACUGUAUUCUAACUAGGAAGCGCAUUUCAGCAAAACUAGACUGCAAACAGUGUCGACGCGCUUGUAAUACCGAACUGCGCAUGGUUUCACAGUGUGUCUGACUAUGUUAUUAUCACUGUUUGCUUAACUCACACGUUGCAUUUAGAGUAUGAUAUGUUAUUCUAAAUUAUGAUCCCAGGGAUUUCGUAAACGCCUCUGACCGCGAUCGAAACCAUUUUUCAUUGCAAACACCGAGGUGUAAAUCAAACACCGUCGUCAUCCACAUAUCCUACCGCAACAUCAUUGAUAUAUCGACAAAGAUAAAAACCAAACUGUUGUCCCAUGUGGAUACCGAGUGAGAUUAACGUCACAGUUUUUGCCACAGUGUCAAUAUUUGAAGCAAAGUACCCCCAUCUCAAGCUUGAAACAGUACAGUUGGAUGCUUCUACACUCGUAUUUCAAAACGUCAAUGUACAUGUGUCAUGAUAAUGAUUCAGUCCCUUUGAGUGACAUUAUGUUGUAACACUGUGCGCCUUAUAAAUGCUCUACACUUACCAUAUUGAAGAAGAAGAUACAAGGUUAGAGACCUGAAUCAGGCGAACCCGGAAACGAAGACGAAGCCAAAGUUUGAAUAAAUCCUGACGGACAUGGGCUCACUAGUGUUGUGUCCAGAGCAGUAAAGUAUUCUCCGUGUGGAUUUACCACCCAUAUUAGGUUGCGCGUUGAAACAUUAUCGACAUUGAAAUUAAGCCAAUGGAGGGUAUAGCGAAUGUAGUGCUUGGGUAAAGUUAUUAAGGUUCGAGUGGAUUUUAAAUUCACCAGCUAGGGCCUUGAAAGGAAGAGAACAUAAUAGUGUAUGUUUAAUCGAAUAGUGGCAUCAAUUUGUGCU